Messenger RNA from Arachis ipaensis, 765 nucleotides. The record is from RefSeq and is a predicted model, not a curated record. Lineage: Eukaryota; Viridiplantae; Streptophyta; Magnoliopsida; Fabales; Fabaceae.
AUGGAGAAGCUGGAAAUCCUUGAGGCACAAGCUGCACACAUCUCAUUAGAGAUGAUAGACAAAACAAUGAAGAAGCCCUAUGGCUUAGUAGAGGAUGUCCUGGGACCUUCUUGGGUCGUAAUUGCUAUCUUAUUGGUUUCAGCCAUUUUAGUUGUUAGAAAUCCGCAAACCAUUCCCACUUUUGGUCAGAAUUUCUUUGAAUAUGUCCUCGAAUUCAUUCGAGAUGUAAGCAAAACUCAGAUUGGGGAAGAAUAUGGUUCGUGGGUUCCCUUUGUUGGAACUAUGUUCUUGUUUAUUUUUGUUUCAAAUUGGUCGGGGGCUCUUUUGCCUUGGAAAAUAAUACAGUUACCUCAUGGGGAGUUAGCUGCACCCACAAAUGAUAUAAAUACUACUGUUGCAUUAGCUUUACUUACAUCAGUAGCAUAUUUCUAUGCGGGUCUGUCGAAAAAGGGAUUAGCUUAUUUUGGUAAAUACAUCCAACCAACUCCAAUCCUUCUACCAAUUAACAUCUUAGAAGAUUUCACAAAACCCCUGUCGCUUAGCUUUCGACUUUUCGGAAAUAUAUUAGCUGAUGAAUUAGUAGUUGUUGUUCUUGUUUCUUUAGUACCCUUAGUAGUUUGGCACCUCGAUGUUGGCUCUUCGCCACCUGGGGCUGUAGUAUGUUCCAAGGGUUGGACUGUUCACCCAUUAAAGCGGUACGUGAGCUGGGUUCAGAACAUCAUGAGACAGUUCGGUCCAUAUCCGGUGUGGGCAUUAGAGCAUUGA